AGAAGUAACGAGAUUUUGGUUGAAGCGAUCUUAAUUCAGUAUUCAGGCAUUGAGAUAAAUCUCGUGCUAAAAUGUUUUUCUUAAUAAAAAUAUGUGUGAUAUCAUUUUGCUCUGCCCAUGCACACAGGUUUGACUACGAUUACUCCCAAGAGGCCGACGGCUGGCUAAAGCUACACCGGGUACCGGCAACUUGGCAAGACGCUUAUCUCAACUGCUAUUAUGAAGGUGCCGUCUUAGCCUCUCCAGAAAACGAAAAUAUGAAGUUGGCGCUAACAAAAUUAAACAUUUUAUCAAAUUGUGGCAUAUACACUGGCGUUCACGCGACGUUCGGGAAAGGGGCCUACUUCUCAGUAAAGGGAACACCGUUAUCUCGCAUGCCAGUCACCUGGGCCCCUGACGAGCCCGACAACCCUGACAACGCCGAGGACUGCCUCCUGAUGCUGUCCAACGGCACCAUGGCUGAUGUCAAGUGCUCGGAGACCUUCCCUUACUUUUGUUACAUCAGUAACGAGCAAGCAAAGAAGGAGAUUAACGCGUGCGGUACAAUGGACGAAGAAUACUCUUUAGACACAAGAACAGGUAGCUGCUAUAAAGUACACAGGUCCCCUCUGAAUUGGACACGUGCAUUCGUCGCUUGCGCACGCGAGGGGGGCCAUCUUGCUGUCAUCAACAGUAUCAUGGAAGCUCAGAUCAUCGCCACGCUGUGGAACAAUGCCCGUCCCCACUUUGUAGCCGGGAAGUAUAACAGAGACAUCGCUUUCUUAGGGUUCAAAACUAUCGAAAAUAAAUUCCAAUGGAUGACUAUACAUGGUCAAACGCUUGCGGCAGCCGGGUAUGAUCGGUGGUCCGACGGCCAACCUGACAAUCCAGGAGUCCAGAACUGCGGCGCCAUGUUCCGGAACGGGCUGUUAGACGACAACAACUGCGACAACACACUCCCUUUCAUCUGUGAGAAGGACCCGGCUAGUUUACUCUCGGAUCCAUUUAGUCAAUAGUUUUG
Cydia fagiglandana is the source of this 1000-nucleotide messenger RNA. RefSeq names its product C-type mannose receptor 2-like. The transcript has 7 exons. Lineage: Eukaryota; Metazoa; Arthropoda; Insecta; Lepidoptera; Tortricidae. The coding region runs from base 72 to 995 and encodes 307 amino acids. The record is from RefSeq and is a predicted model, not a curated record.